GCUUUUUCCCCAUGACCUGUUGACAUUACUAGUGCUGAUGUAAGUUUGCAGAUCAUUUUAUCACUAUCGCCCAUCACACACUAUCUUCCUUCAGCUACUUUGCUACAUCCGAAGAUGUGUCAUUAGCGAUGGGGAUAUUCUUCUGGGGAUUCCUAUUGGCCACCAAGUCUCAUAUUGAUGGAACUAGAGAGAGCCUGUAGUCUUUUCACUCUACUACCUUUUUCGCUCUCUGUUUCUUUUCACUGCUCAUUCUCUCUUUCUUAUUUGCGCCGAUGAGCACAGUUAGCAGCGGCUUGUACUAUAGCUGCUUGCCACCAUGCUACCUAUACUCGAGGCGACGUUGAGUCUUGCUCUGGCUUCUAUCGUAUCAGCUGGCAUCAGCUCGAUUGGCAUCUCCAGAGAUCUUGAUGAGCCUGAUGAUUACUCAUGGAUUAAGAAGUUUGCCGCUGUGGGAGACAGCUUCACAGCUGGCAUUGGUUCUGGGGAUCUAUACGACGAGACCGACAACUCCUAUGAUUGUUCGCGAUAUUCGUAUACCUAUCCUGUGAUUAUGGACCAUUUCUUUGGACCCAGUAUUGACAAGUUCACAUAUACUGCGUGCUCGGGGGCUAUCUCAAUGGGAAUAUUCGAUCAAAUCAAUGCUUUGGAUGAUGACCAAGAUGUUGUCAUCUUAACUGCUGGUGGAAAUGAUCUUUGCCUUUCGAAAAUAAUAGACAAAUGUAUAGCUGGUGCAGCAACAUCAGAUGAUGCAUGUGACGCUGCCAUAAAGCAUGCCCAAGACGCACUUGGGUCAGGGGGUUAUUUCAAGGAUAACAUCAAGGGCGUCCUCACGGCAAUAGAUUCUAAAAUGGCCAAAAAUGGGAUUGUGGUCCAAGUCCUGUAUGCCCAAUACUUCAACGAUAAGACAGAUGCUUGCACAAGCGAAGAUUGGCAGAUCAUCGAUCUGGAUGCUGGAGCUGGUGUAUCUCUGAGCAAAAAAAGACGUACACAGUUCAACUCGCUAGUAGUUGACACUAAUAAGGCAAUAAAGGAGGUUGUAGAAGAGGUCGCGGCCGACGCAAAAACAAUGACCCUCGUAACUGCUGAUUGGGAUGUCUGGGCACCGCUCACUGGUGGACAAUUCUGUGAGCCAGAUGCAAGUCCAGAUCCUGAAGACGACAGCAACAAUAAUGUCAUGUUCUUCAAGCUAUUCACCGGCAAAACCCCCCCUUUGGAGAGCCGCAGCCUUAAUACUAUCCGAUACGACAAUGACACGUCGUCCAUCCCCGAGCCGUACCUUUCUGAAAUGAGCAAGCGCGACCCUGUCGACCCCGGCUGUGGGAGCUCAUCCCUCUCUCUCCCUGACUGGAUCGGGAAAAUAUUCCACCCCAAUGGCCUUGGUCACGAAGUCAUUGCCGCAUUCGCCCUCGAUGCCAUUGCAGAUGCUCGUGCUAAAAUACUUGGGCAGGGGCCUGUAUGCCCCAUUGUUGAUAAGACAACAUGCUACUCAAGCCAGGGAAGCAAAGCUUACGCAAGUGCCGAAUCCCUCAACAACCAAAUCGAUGAUUUCUGCAGUUAUGUAAAGGACAAUGUACCAGAAAAUGAGUCAGGCUGGACACGCAGCAAAAAGUACUAUGAAGGUACCUUAGAUGAGUACACGAUGAUUGUAUCACUCUCUGACAACGCCGCCUCAUUUGACGAAAGUGAAUGCAAGGAUGCUAUAGGUACGAUUAUCAAUGGCUGUGAUGUGCCUAGCGGAGGAGACAACCCAAUGAAUUGGAAGGGUGGUGGUAAGAGAGUCGAGGGCGAAUAUACUUAUACAAUCAACAUUUAUCGGACGAAUCGACCAUGGCCCCCGCCAGAUAAGUCAACACAAGCUUGCGAAGGGUGGUACAAGUUUCUAUUUCAGUCCUAUGAUAUGUACGGUGCUGGAUGGGCAACAUACGACUACGGGCAAAAGUCAUUAAUGAAAGAAAUAAAUCCGUGCUGUGGUUCUGGAAGUUUAACUGGCUGGACAUUUGACUACUUUGACGAACCGGAUGAGAAUGGAUAUGAGUGGCACGCCUUCUUUCAUACUGCGAUUGGAACUCGUCGUCGGUGCUUUGACAACAACAACGUCCAGUGUGCCGCUGGAGGCCCAUGUGAUGGUGGCGGCUGUCGAGGCAAUGGAUGA
This is a messenger RNA of Pseudogymnoascus verrucosus, 2152 nucleotides long. RefSeq lists its product as uncharacterized. Lineage: Eukaryota; Fungi; Ascomycota; Leotiomycetes; Thelebolales; Thelebolaceae. The record is from RefSeq and is a predicted model, not a curated record. Gene Ontology annotation, biological process: triglyceride catabolic process. Gene Ontology annotation, molecular function: triacylglycerol lipase activity. The coding region runs from base 317 to 2152 and encodes 611 amino acids. The transcript has 7 exons.